GCUAAAUUUCAUAUCACCAUGUCGUAUAAACACAGCUUUUGAAAGGGGCCAUUUUGUUUCGUGGGAUGUUAUGAGGAGAUAACUCGGUUGUGUUUUUAGUGAAAUUAUUUCAUUUGAGGAUUAAACACACUUCCUUAACACACAUUAAUUACUGCCUGCAAUUUCAUUUGGGAUUUAACUGUGGUGUUUUUUAAUAUCUGGUGUUUCAGUGACCGUUUUCGACAGGUGCGCGAACGCUUCAGAAUAGCAAUGCAAUUUAGCCAUUGUUUCCCAAUAAUACUAUGUUCUGAUGUCGUUAGUUGAUGAAAAUGAGCUGACAGAAACCCAAAGCUGGGUUGUAUCAAGCAACAUGACAUCUAGCAGGGUGUGCCAGUUUCUCUCAGAGAGUGGAGGUAGUAAUUUUACGGAGACUGCUCCACGGCCACCCGUGCCAGGUGAAGAAAAUGAGAUUCAGUCAAACGGCGGAUUAUCAACAAAAAGUAGCGAAUCUCAUAAAAGUACCAAAUCGUGUAAGAGUGGUGGAUCAAAUCGUGAUAUAACUACACAUUCACCUGCUGCUACACCAAGGCGGUCUAUGAAAGACAAGUCUCUCAUAUCUAACCAAAGUUGUUGUGUAGACGACGAAGAUAUGACAGCCCCCCUGGGUUUUGAACCAGAAGGGAGUGUGUCCAAUUCUCCUCCUUUCACUGAGAAUAGUACACCACCGUAUAUGAAAUGGGCUGAGAACUUAAGUUAUCUGUUAGAAGACAGAGAUGGUGUCCAUUUAUUCAAACAGUUUUUAGAAAACGAGGAUUUUAAAUGUUAUUCUGUGGAUUUUUAUUUUGCAUGUGAAGGAUUAAAAAGAAAACCUCCAGAUGAUGUAGCUAAUAUACAAAGCAUAAUUCGAGCUAUUCAUAAAAAGUAUAUAAAAACUGAUAAGUUACCAUGCAUCUCAGAACUGACUAGGCAUUAUAUUCAUGAAAAACUUCAAAAACGAACUUUUGCGGCAGGUCAGGGGAUAUUUGACAAGGCUCAGAUGGAGGUAGAGGAACAUAUGCGUAAAAAUACAUAUCCAUUAUUCCUUAAAAGUGAUCUUUUUGUUCAAUAUAUUCAAAAGGAAGGUGAAAGAAGUCCAAAAAGUACUAGUACUAGUGGUUCUAAUAGUGUACGUCCAGUUUCAGGGCCUCUUCCUACUCUUUUGGAAGAUCAGGAACUUAAUAAUGUGUCAUGUUGUGAUAUGGAUGGUCCACCCAGUGCUUCUAAAACCUGUGUGAAGAGAGUUGUGAAUGAACCAUUUAAUUUUUCAUAUCCAUCGGUUCCAAGGGUACCCUCAAUACCACAUACCUACCAAUCCUAUGCUCCUACCUCUCUCCAAGACAGCGAGAUCCAGAGCAUUUCCAGCGCCAGCGAUGCAUUAACUGACGACACUCGUUCCCAGACAGAUAGUAGCAUAGAUGGGGAUUUAUAUAAACACAAGAGAAUGAGAAGAAAACUGAGACUGAAAGCAGAACAAAAUAAAGAAAGUAACUUCAAUCAGCCUUUUAUUCCUAGAACAAAUCGCCCGCCUAAAGAUCGAAACAUAGCAGAAACAGAUCCUAAAGCUUUCGCAGAAGUAUUAAUAGACAGAUUAAAGAAGGUUGAACAAAAGCAGGAAAAUGAUGAAAGGAUUAGAGCUAACAUGAGCAGAGUUUUAGAUGAGAGUGAUAUAGACAAUCCUGGAAACAGGUCAAUGACAUCAUCCUUUUCACAAAACAAUAACACUACCUCCGGUUCAGUGCUACCUUUAAUGACUUCUACUGUGAUAGACGAGGAGAAUGCUGAUUCUAUAUUAGAGGAACAUUGUUCUCGGAUAUGGGAAAGUUCGGCACAACAAACGCCCAGUCUGUCGCCUGGGAGACAUAGUCCUCCAAAUACAAAACCAAAGUCCCCUGAUAGAAAUAAAAAAAUGCAAUCCUUGCCGUCAGCUUCACGGACACUUCAUCAUAAAAAACGGCCUGAUUAUCAUUCAUCGUUUGAUAGUGGAAUGGGAGACGAAAAAGCUAUUGAAACUCAUCGUCAUAUACAUCAUCACCACCAUCAUCAUCAUACAAAAGAGUCUCGGUGUAAAAUAGAAAGUGACGCUCAAAAGGUUUAUAGCGGAAAUGAUAAAGGACGAGGCAGUCGUAAACAUUCUGACACUGAAAGUAAAUUUGAUAGUGGUGUUAGUAUGAUUGAUUCCAUACCUUCAAUGCCAAACAUGAAAGAUCCUUCAUCAGAAAAGGUCCUUAAUUGGAUGAUGGACAGUGAUCGUAUGGGUGGUACCAACACUGCAGAUUCUGACAAAGCCUCAUCACAGAAACGUGUUCGCUCUACUACUUCUUCCACGCCUGCUCCCAGGAAACAAAUAUCAAAGAAAUCAGGUCAUGGAGCAAGUCGUUCUGCUUCAGUGGAUCGUAGCGCCAUGAUGAGUGCACCACCUCCACCUGGAGCUAUGCCGUCACAGCCUUUUAUGCAGGAUCCAUCCAUGCCAAUCCUCCAACCAACAAGUACAACCGUACAGCUGGAGGAAGCAAAGCGUCGGCUAGAAGAAUCUCGCACAGUUCCCCCAGUCAAAUCUAAGUCUUUCGGUGGUAUUCCAGCUGCUAAGGAAAAGAAACCAAAUACAACCUCCCAGGGUAACAUGAAACCUCUACCUACAACCAGAACUGUUCCGUGUGAUUUAGACAUGUCAUUUGAUACUAUUGCUGUAGAUAAAAAGAAGAAGUCUCCUAACAGCAGUGCUAAUACCUCAGGUUCUACUGGAGAAGAAAUCGUGAUAGGAUAUUAUUUCUGCCAGGAACCUAUACCAUACAAAAUAACAGUACCUGGUCAUAAUGUAACUCUAGCUCAGUUCAAACAUCUGAUUGGACGAACAGGAAACUAUAGAUAUUUCUUCAAGAAGAAGAGCAAUGAAUUUGGUGAGGAGGGAGCAGUGUAUGAAGAAAUAAAAAAUGACUCUGAAAUUUUACCAUUGUGGGAUGGUCGAAUUAUUGCUAAAGUGACUAAGAAUGAUUAAAUAUAAUACGUAAUUUAUUGUAUAAUGUGUACAUAGUGGUGUAUAUUUGUAUAAAGACUGUAAAGAGCUGUGACUCAGGGUUUAACCACCAGGUGGGGCCAUUAUCAACCAUGCCAGUGGAUUAUUUAUGGAUUCAGUUUACGGGUUACAUAUCAGGGCGCCAGCAAAAUUGUACCAAGAGGGCAGAAUGUUAGUGUUAGAGAAUUACACAGUUAAUAUUGAAAAUGCUGCCAUUUAUAAAUUGACUAUCAGUUACAAUGUUAUUUUAAUAUAAUCAAAUAUAUGGCUUUUUAUUAAAAGUUAUACCAAAUUUUAAUAGACAAGUUUUCUUAUUUUCAAAUUUUCAAAUCUGACCUACUGAGCUUUAAAUUAAUGAUGGACGAGCUUCCCUCUUCAAUGCCAUUCUGCCAUUCUGAGGUACAUUUUGCAACUGCCCUCAGUAAAAUAUCAUGUAUAUUAAAAGCACAGAACUUUAACCAUCCUCAUGGAAUUACUGUCAUUAUUAUGUUAUUUUAAAUUAUGCAUAGAAUUUUACUGUGUUUUAAAUUUUUUUGUUUUAUGUAAAUCAUGGUUGUUUGUAUGUUUGUAAGCAAGGUUACUUAAAGGAAAUACUGUUAAUCUAUGAAACAAAGGAAAAUCUGUAUUGAACAAAUAUAAUUUUAUUUUUACUAAUUAUAUAGAGUUAAAUUUAGGAAUCUUAAAAGAAAAAUAGUGGAAAAUUACCAAUUAGUUUAUGUAAAUCCAAUUUAAGAAAAGUAAAGAAGAAGAAAACGAACCUUGUUUGAAAAAAGAAUUCCUCUUUUUGUAAAAAUUUUGACAGAAAAAGUCAUUGUGCUUACAUACAUACAUGAUAAUCCAUUCUGGUUGUGUUUAUCGGAUGGCAUUGAUUGUUUUUGAGUUGUUUGAACUUGUAAAACCUAGUCCAACUAUCAUGUUAUUCAUUUUAUACAACACUUGUGUAAGGGAAUAGAUUUAACCAAUUUUCAACUGAAAUAACAAGUUUUAUCUCUGUACAAAGAACAGUUUUAAUUUUGAAUUCUAAGGAACUGAUUGUUUUUAUGUUAACCCUGGUCUACACAUUUUACUGGUGCUAUUUUUUAUUUGUGUAAAGUGUUUUCUUUCUAAUUAAUCUUUUAAGAAGUUACGUUGUGAUACAAUGUACGAUUUGAAUUUUAAGUCAACAGUUUAUAUUGAUUCAUUUGUCUCUGGAAAUUAUGAUAAAGAUAAAAUACAAUAUAGAGAAACCGAAACUCUGUAAUGAAACAUUUUAACCUUCGUUUCAAUGUAGUUUUCGUCUUUUGGAAGGUUAAAUUGUUUCAAAGAUUGAUAGUAGUUGAAAGUAGACCUAUUUAGCAACGCUCUUAGUUUCGUGAGGAUUUUAGAAGUCCUCAAAUAUAAGGGUUGUUAAAUUGGAUUAUUAUGUUACCAUAACCAAGUAAAGACAGCGAAAGAAUCAAAUUUCCAUUAAAAAAUUCUGUAUUUUUAACAUUAUAUUUAAGAAGACUAUAAUUUUUAGUGGUAGAACAUUAUCUUCCCGAGAGGAUUUUCAUAAAAUUCUAUUAAGCUGGUAGGUUUAUGUCAGGCACAUAAACUAGCACAUGUUAUUCAUAUUCAAAAAGUUUUAAUCGAUCAUGUUAAUUUUAAAUGUAAUGAAAUAUUUGUUUUUACUUAUUUUUUUAUAAUUUUUUCUUCAAUAUUUAGGAUUGAAAAUCUUCAAACAUGAUAUAAAUUAAUACCAGAAUGCUUUGUAAUAUCAAAGUAUGUCUAAGUUAUUCUUUUUUAUUAAUUUUCUUCUGCAAGAAAGGAAUGAUGCAAUAUUAAACUUAUUUUUGGCACUAGAAACGCCUUCUUUUAACCAUAUAAUGAUUAAGUUAUUGUUGGAUUAUUUGCCCUUUAUUGAAGACUAAAUGAAUACUCAGUAUACAGAUAAGACUAGGAAUUGUAGAAUUUGAACUGUGUUUUUCUUGUUAACUUUGAAUAAUGUUAAAACUAAUUUUACCAUGUAUGUAAAGGAACAAAUUUCAUGAAGAACUCAACUCUGGUGAAAUAAGUCCAUCAAAACUUUAAAAAAAAUAGCUAUGACCUUAAAAGCAAAUAUAUGUACUUUUCUUGCAGCUUUUGUAUUGGGUUUGUUGAAAAUUCUUAAACAACUUCUUUACACAUUUUAUUUGUACAUGUUUGAGUCUGUGAUGCCAUUUUAUUGAAGUUGUAUCAUGGAAUGAUUAUAAUUGUAUUAGGAUUAAAUCUAAAAUUUAAUUCGCCAUGACAAUUCAGGGUAUAAUUUCAUCAGGGAUCAUCUCAAAAUAUAAUUUCAUUUUCCAAAUAAUCUCUGAAGUCUGUUUUGAACUUUUUCUCUAAAAUGUUUUAUUUAUAAAAAAAGAUAUGAAUGCAUCAUUGAAUUUAGUAGCCUCAUUAACAAAUCAUUUAAACUUUUGAGAUGACCCAGACAAAACUGCUGUAUCUUUUUCAUGUUACAUAUGGUCUAUGAAACCAGUGUUCAACAUAAUAAACUACAAUUUAAAAAUAUGCAUUUUGAUUGUGUAAUUAUUCAGUUAUAAUGAUGCCCAGAGAUGAAUAUAGAAGAUACCACAAUUGGUAUAUAUUAUUAGUAACCUUUUUAUUUUGACAUGUAUAAUACCAAAUUUGUUCAUACAAAACUGAAGGAAUAGUGCUUUUAAAGUUGUUGAAAUGUUUUGUUUUGUAAAUUAAGACCGUUUUAUAUGCAUUAUUUUAAGAAAGUAUUUCUUUUGAA
Molecule: messenger RNA, 5765 nt
Organism: Mytilus trossulus (common blue mussel)
Lineage: Eukaryota; Metazoa; Mollusca; Bivalvia; Mytilida; Mytilidae
Product: axin-1-like
Exons: 11
Coding region: 290-3013 (907 amino acids)
Biological process (GO): positive regulation of proteasomal ubiquitin-dependent protein catabolic process; positive regulation of protein kinase activity; negative regulation of canonical Wnt signaling pathway
Cellular component (GO): plasma membrane; nucleus; beta-catenin destruction complex
Molecular function (GO): beta-catenin binding; ubiquitin protein ligase binding; protein kinase binding
Source: RefSeq, a predicted model, not a curated record